AUGACGCCGACCCUCCUCGGCCAGCCUUGCCCCCUCCUCCCCCACCCCGUCCCUCCCCGAAAGGAGCCUCGUGGCAACUCGGGUGAUGAAACACCGGGCAACGGGCGGCCACGCACUCGGGACGCGCUCCGCGGCGACGGCCGCGGUUCUCCGCCCAGGCAACUUCCCCGCAUUCCCGAGCGGACCGAGGUGGAUCCGGAUCCCGCCGCCCCCAAGCUCCGAGUCACCUUCCCUAUCACUCCAUCCCGCCUCCCCGCCUGCACUCCCGAGGGCUGGUCAGCGGAGCGGAGCGACGCCGCACGCAGGGAGCGGGGAGAGCGGCCCUCGUCCUUGUCGCCGUCGUCCUCCGCCACGGCCGCAAUGCCGGAGACAGAGCUGGCUGGGGCCGCGCGCCGCUCCGCGUCCCCUGACGCCUUCUCUUGCGUGGCGCCGGACCGGCAACCUAGCAAGCAGGCGGGGUCGGCGCCCCAGGAAGGGAAAGAGCGCGAGGGGCCGGCUAACGCCGCCGCCGCCUCCGUCGCCGCUGAGUCAGCGCGAAGCGCGCUCCCCGCGUCGGCGCCGCGCGGGCCAGCUCCAGCAGCCUCAUGGAGAGUGCAGACGGCAGCCCGCGGGCCCGGGCCGGGAGCCUACAACUCCCGGCAUGCACGGGGCAGGCGGCGCUUCCGGGCGCUCGCCGGGCCUGUGGUGCAUGCCGGGAUGGGGUGUCCGGCGCGAGCCCCUCCCGCGCCGCGGAAUCCUGGUGGUCCUGGCCGCAGGAUUGAUGAUUACCCACAAUUUCUGAGUCCACCAGACAGAGAAACCAACCAACAUAUUCGUAUCAUCUAUUCUUCAACUGUUUUGAAAAAAGAGUGUGAAAAAUCAAAAGGUGUCAAGAAAUUCUCAUUUCCAUUUCAUCCAUCUCAUUUCCAUUUAAUUGCCGCUUCUAACAACAAAAAAGUUGAAGAAGAGAUUAAUGGCCCUGUCUUUUGGAGAGGCAAAGAGCCCCGAAGUUUGAAUGAAUCCUCUCUCAGGUACCACCAAGAGGUCAGCACACCAUCCACAGACUCAACCUUCUGUCUUCCUUCAGACCUCAAGGAGCCGUCUCUUCAUGGCCAAAGUGCCUUUCGACCCUUACCCACCCCCUCCAGGAGGAGCUGUCAAUCCACAUCAGCUAUGGGAAAGGUUGUCACCUUGCCAUCUUGCACAACCAACAUGAAAGAACCCAAGGCACUGUCAGAUCACAGCGGUUCUCUAAGUGAAGUCCCUUUAAAGGGCAAUGGGAACGGAAAUGAGUUUUACUCAGGAAAUUCCUCCCUGGCUUCCCCUUUACAGAGCAACCCAAACCUAGAGAAAAAGGCGUUGGAACUUCAUUUGUACAUUAUUUCUACAACCUCAUCGAUAUUUCUGCACUUAAAAAGUUCGUGGACCAAUUAUAUUAUAAAAGCUACUCUUUUACAAGAUCCCCUACGUGCUGGUGAGCUCAGUCCUACCGGAAGUCAAAAGCCAUAUAGAUCUGAGGAGAAAAUUAAGCACUUCGGUCAACUUAAAUCUGAACUUUUCCUUAAAGACAAUACGUUGAGGAAGAUACUUUGUCUAAUUACAGAACUUAAAGUAGCAGCCCAGAAAAACUUCAUUCUGAAAAGGCUUUUCUGGAAAACCAGUGACCUUUUCUAUUUCCUAGUGAACAAACUUCAUGAGUACUUGCCAGAGUCUAGGGAUAAGAGCACACUUCAAAAUAGAAGCCAAAGGGCUGAUGAGCUGGUGGCAUGCAUUGAAAUUAUGCAGACUCUGGGACUGAUGUUCAGAGAAACAGAAACUGAGUCAUCACGCCUAAAGACAUUGGCAGCUAAGAAGGGAGCAUUAUUUAAUCUUUUGGUAAUAUUAAUUAGUGAACCUCAGAUUCCAAAAUCUUGUCCAGUGUUUGAUAUCCAGUUGGUGGCUGAUUCAACUUUAGUUGAGAUGUCUUUUGAUGCUGAGUUACAGAACCUUAUCAAGGAAUAUACAGAUACAGCUACGGCACUUUUAUAUGAGAUAUUUCUUGUCUUUCAGCAGGGAAAUCUUGGAUUGGGACCAGAAGAGUUUGCUAUUAGCUGGAUGAUGUCCUUCCUACAAAGUCGUCCUCCCUUCAUCACCUUCCUGGCCAGUAUUGUGAAACAGGUGGUAAAGGGGCUUGGAGCUUCAUUUCAGCCGCUAAGUCCCAGCCAAGCCGUUCUGCUGUAUCAGCAGUUUUACAUCCUCAAGAGCUGCCUGCAGUACAGCCAGACUUUAGCUGAGUAUAUUAGGAAUGACUACAGAGAAGAAUUCAGGUAUUUUAUUCACAUGCCAGCCUUGGAAAAAAGGCUCCCAUUGUGGUAUCCUAUUACCCAACCCACCACUCAACUUUUUCAUGAAGUUCUGAAAUUGGUUGAACAGAAACAAUGUGUGGAACGUUAA
This is a messenger RNA of Puma concolor (puma), 2412 nucleotides long. NCBI's taxonomy places the organism in Eukaryota, Metazoa, Chordata, Mammalia, Carnivora, Felidae. The record is from RefSeq and is a predicted model, not a curated record.